Molecule: messenger RNA, 3050 nt
Organism: Physcomitrium patens
Lineage: Eukaryota; Viridiplantae; Streptophyta; Bryopsida; Funariales; Funariaceae
Product: DNA topoisomerase 3-beta
Biological process (GO): DNA recombination; DNA topological change; DNA repair
Cellular component (GO): nucleus
Molecular function (GO): DNA binding; DNA topoisomerase type I (single strand cut, ATP-independent) activity
Source: RefSeq, a predicted model, not a curated record
UGAGAAGCCCUAGAAGACUAUUCGAGCGCUGGCUCGUCGAAGAAUUGCGAAGCUGAGCACGCGAUUCUCGAUGGUUUUGAUUACGAUCUGAAAUUUUUGACGACGAUUUUGAAGGUCUUCUAGCAGUCGGGCUGCUCACCAUGGCGCCGUCGGUGCUUAUGGUGGCGGAGAAGCCCAGUAUUGCUCUGUCGAUCGCUAAUUUUCUUUCACAUGGCCGGAUGUCAAGUAGGCGAUCUUACUUGGAGGUUCAUGAGUUUGAUGGGAGUUUCAGAGGAACAUCUGUCCGCUUUAAGGUUACGUCAGUGAUUGGUCACGUUCUCAGCAUAGAUUUUCCUCCAAAGUACCAGAGUUGGGAUACCACUGACCCUUUUGAGCUGUUUGAGGCACCAACAAUAAAAAAUGAGUCCAAUCCUAAGGCUCAUGUGUGCAAACAUCUGCAACAAGAGGCACGUGGUUGUGAUUACCUCGUGCUAUGGCUUGAUUGUGACCGGGAAGGAGAAAAUAUUUGCUUCGAAGUGAUGGAGAGUGCUGUUCCAGUGUUGAGAAAGUUACCUGGACAGCAAGUUUUCCGAGCCAAAUUUUCAGCUAUCAGUGAGAAGGACGUUCGAGUUGCAAUGAACACCCUUGGCGAACCCAAUAAAGAUGAGUCUUUAUCAGUGGACGCGCGUCAGGAAAUAGACCUGAAAGUUGGUGUAGCAUUUACACGCUUUCAGACUCGCUACUUUCAAGGGAAAUACGGCAACCUUGACUCUAGUGUUAUCUCGUAUGGUCCUUGUCAAACCCCGACACUCGGAUUCUGUGUGGAACGCCACCUCCGCAUCACAACCUUCGUUCCCCAGCCUUUUUGGGUUGUGAGACCUCACCUAAGCAAAGGAGGACAUCAAUUGAUGCUGGAAUGGGAUCGUAACCGCCUUUUUGAUCGUGAGGUUGCAAUGCUCUUUCAGAAACUGGUGUUGGAUGCUAAAUCAGUGCGCGUGGCCGACGUCGUAAAGAAAGAGGAUCGAAAGACCCGUCCACAUGGCCUUAAUACUGUAGACAUGCUCAAGGUGGCAUCGAGUGCACUUAAUAUGGGACCACAUCAUACCAUGCAAAUUGCUGAGCGCCUUUAUACACAAGGUUAUUUGAGUUAUCCUCGAACAGAGAGCACAGCAUAUCCAGCCAGCUAUGAUAUCCGUGAGGCUCUUUCUAUACAUAGAAAUCAUCCGAUUUGGGGAGACUAUGCUUCCUCGUUGAUGUCCUUGGGCCCUCAUCCUCCUAAGUCUGGAGUUGAUGUAGGUGACCAUCCUCCCAUCACCCCCACUAGAUCAGCGACAGAGUCAGAGUUAGGAGGAGGGGACUCGUGGAGAUUGUAUGAGUAUGUUACGCGGCAUUUUCUCGGUAGUGUGAGCCCUGAUUGCAAAUACACAAGAACGAAGAUCACUUUUACUGCUGGAGGUGAGAAGUUCUUUGCAAGCGGGCGAACAGUAACCUCGGCGGGGUUCACUGCUGUGAUGCCAUGGCUUGCUGUUUCAGAUGAAAGUUUGCCGCUUAUUUCUGCUGGAGAAUUAAUUCCAAUGACGGAUGUGGAACUUUACCAGGGGCGAACUUCAGCUCCAGAUUAUUUAACUGAAAGUGAACUCAUAACUCUAAUGGAAAAGCAUGGCAUAGGCACUGAUGCGUCCAUUUCAGUGCACAUCAAUAACAUCUGUGAGCGUAAUUAUGCACAGGUACAAUCAGGUAGACGAUUGGUGCCAACACCAUUGGGUAUCACGCUUGUACGCGGAUACCAAGUAAUUGAUGUGGAUCUUUGCCUCCCUGAUAUUCGUGCUUUCAUUGAGAAACAAAUAACACUCAUCGCUAAGGGGCAGGCAGAGUACUCUCGGGUGGUACGGCAUGUCUUGCAAGAGUUUGCUGCUAAGUUUGCCUACUUCGUUGCUCAGAUAGAGAUAAUGGACACACUUUUUGAGGCCCAGUUUUCUCCUUUGGCCGACUCUGGAAAGCCGUUGAGCAAAUGCGGAAAGUGUUUGCGUUACAUGAAGUACAUUGCUAUGCGACCAUCACGGCUUUAUUGUCCCUCAUGUGAAGAAGUGCAUGCCCUCCCCCAGAAUGGCCACAUCAAGCUGUACAAGGAGAUCACUUGCCCUCUUGACAACUUCGAGCUGGUGCUCUUCUCCCUCGCGGGUCCUGAUGGAAAAUCAUAUCCCCUUUGUCCUUAUUGUUACAAUAAUCCUCCCUUCGAGGGAGCAGAAAAACUUUUUGGUGGAGUAGGAUUCUCUAAGGAACCAGGGAAACAUGUUGGGAAGGGUGGAAUGCCUUGCACAUUAUGUCCUCAUCCCACUUGUCGAAAUUCAAUGAUUCAACAAGGAGUAUGUGCAUGUCCUGAAUGCGACGGCACCCUAGUUCUUGAUCCUGUGAGUGCCCCCAAAUGGAGGCUUGACUGCAACAAAUGCAGCAAUCUUGUCUAUCUUCCGCACAAUGCACAUAAAAUUGCAGUUUGUCAAGAACGGUGCGAAGAGUGUGGUUCUGCGCUAUUGGAGGUCAAUUUCAAUAAAAAUUCAACCCCCCUGUCAAAUGGAGCCACUCUACACAAAGCAUGCCUUCUUUGUGACGAACUGCUAUAUUCACUUGUAGAGGUAAAGCAUGGUAGAUCAUUUUUCAGUAGGUCUGGGAGAGGGAGAGGGAGGGGUAGGGGUAGAGGGCGGGGUCGCCGUGGUCGCGGUCGUAGUAGGGGGAGAGGGGAAGACCCUCGGAUGAGCUUCAGAGAUUUCUAAAUAAUUGCUGAAGAUGUGCAUCAUCGUGUUAAACUAGAGUUUUACAAAGUGCGCACCUGCGAGGAAUAAGAGUCUGACGCAGGAAGUGUAAGAGGUUGGAAGAAGAUGUUUGUUUGUACUUGAGGCACGAAAGAGUGGAGUCUCUUCACUCGACCGAAAAAUUGACAGUUCUACUGCAUGAUCUUGAAAGUUGAUACUGUUUCAGUCAAUCGAACACAUCGUUUAAUCCAGCACUGGGUUAAACCCUUAUUCCAGAGUGCUGGGUUUAGCGGUAUGCUCUAAACGGUGGACAUCUGACUG